Cylindrotheca closterium is the source of this 1026-nucleotide messenger RNA. Lineage: Eukaryota; Bacillariophyta; Bacillariophyceae; Bacillariales; Bacillariaceae. The record is from the annotation of a GenBank genome assembly.
AUGAAAGAAGAAUUACUUCCUCAAUCGAACCUUUCCGGCUCACAAACUUCCAAACUUGAGCCGAACGUGCAAAAAGACUGCAUAGAACCAGAUAAGAUGAUGGCAGGACGUAGAGAGAGUCUCUUUUCGUUGUCACUGCGUUCCCAGCCUUCCUAUUGCUCAGAAUUAUCCUGGGACAGUGAGGACGAAGACGAUUCUGACUCUUCGUGCUUUUCCGAAGAUGAUUAUCUAGAUGCACAAAUAAUCAGAGGAGAUUUCAUCCUCGAAAAGCCCCUGGAUGCAAAAGAGUUGGAUCGCUUGUUCGACUGGGGGGUUGGAUACAAGGCUCCUCCCAAGUUCACAGAAUCGGUGCAUGACUUCCCUAUGAAAGUUCCCACUCGAAGAGAUUCCAUAACUGAUAAUGACACCUUCAGUAGAAGUGACGAGUUUCGAAACGAUAUUUUUAGAUCCACUCGAAGCGAUGCUUUUGAAUCCGUCUUAUCUGCAAUCUCAGAUGAAUUUGAAUCCAGAGAUCUUGAUUCUUUAGACUCACGGUUCAGCUUGGAUGAUGAAGAGAAGGAUGACCCAAAGACACCUCCCACCUCGAAAGGGAGGAACAACGAAAGCUGCAUGGUGGAGGAUGGAGCGGAGUCAAUUGCUGACUCUGCAUAUGGAUCCAACUCCAGUACAUUGGAAGACCGAUGGACGGAGGGCGGAACUCACGAAAAGCUGCAGCCUAGUGUCAAUAGGUGGAGAGAUGGAUUGACUCCUGACAAAAGUCUGAGACCAAGCAUAGAACGACCAAUGAUGCCACCGCCGAGGAGAAGACCCAGCAACAGUGGUGAUGAUUGGGAUGUCACCAAAAGGCAUUCCUUAAAGAGCUCUUCCUUGCACUUCGAAAUCAUCAAUUCACAAAUCCAAGCCGAGGUGGGACUAAGAAUGUCCGACUCUCUUCCAGCACAGAAGAUCAUGGAAGCAAUCAUGUCUGUUUUGCAAAACCCGGACUAUCAAGAAGAGUCGAAGGAAGAAUCGAAAUACGAACAAUAG